Molecule: messenger RNA, 1272 nt
Organism: Cylindrotheca closterium
Lineage: Eukaryota; Bacillariophyta; Bacillariophyceae; Bacillariales; Bacillariaceae
Source: the annotation of a GenBank genome assembly
AUGCGACUGCAAAGAACAAAAAGCAGACCAGAAAGAUGCGAACAAUAUUGGACGUUGAAAGCAUUGUUCCCAAUGUCUGCAUUGCUGCUGAUGUUUGGAGCGUCGUUCACAGCUUUUGAUGGAAGGAGGCUUCUAUCGGUCUCUAUGUCAGAUGUGGAACAGAUUAGCGCUGAUAUACCCAGUCAAACACCUUCCGUGGGAAAUGUAUGCCCACAAGCUCUUCAUCUCUUGAAUGACGAUUCUUCCAUGCUGAAGUCCAUACACGAAAGCCUCGAGUCAUUUCAUCAUGGAGGUGGCAAUCUCAAGCUCCUAGAAGAGUAUUUGAAUUCGCACAUGGAUAAGUCAAUCGAGCGUUUUAAUAUGAAAUAUUACCCAGACGGGAAAUCUGAGCCACUCGAGGCGGAAGGAGUCACCAAGCACAUUAUUGAGACUCAAAAGAAAUUGGAUACUCACAAACGUGGUGGAUAUGAUCAACGAAAACUGCCAGGACAUUUCAAGACAGUAGAUGGAAAAGUCUUACAGGACUUUCGGGUGGAUUCCGUUGAACCAUUCACAGCGCAACGAUGGCAUAUUGGCUUGGGACCUAUUGCCGAAGAUGCCUGUCGGAGUAUGGAUCGGAUACGUUCUGGUAAGGGACGAAACUACGAUGAUAAAUUCAUGUGUUCCUAUACAGACUUGAACACGAAAGACAAGAACAAAUCCGCAAUGCAACAACAGAAGCCAACUUCGGAAUGCAACAUGAUAUCCAUCGGAAGCAACGGGCAGUGGGGAUUUGAAGAAACGGUAGUGGCAAAUACCAACUGCAUUACACAUACCUUUGAUUGUACAGUUCAAAAUCCAAAAAAACCAAACGUGGAUCCAAUCAACUUUUACCCCUACUGUGUUGCCAAUGAAAACAAAGAGAUCGAAGGCCGUCAGUUCCGAACCUACAAAGGUCUUGUAGAGGCUGCCAAAUUGACCGGUCCUCCAGACCUCUUCAAAAUGGACGUGGAGGGAUAUGAGUUUGAUGUCAUGACACAAAUGCUGGAAGAAGCACACAAGUCAGGAACCAUGGACCUCCUGCCGACACAAAUAUCCGUAGAAUUGCAUUAUGCUACGCGAAUGUACGACAUCCCAUGGAAAAUGAGAACGGUUACAGCAGCUGAGAUUGCUCUCUUUAUGGGAAUGAUGUAUCAUCGUGGAGGCUAUGUUCCGGUUCACUAUGACGAAAUAGGGCCGGGGUGCUAUUCCUGCGCCGAGCUAUUAUUUGUAAGGAUGUUUUGUGAUAAAUAG